Molecule: messenger RNA, 2967 nt
Organism: Tricharina praecox
Lineage: Eukaryota; Fungi; Ascomycota; Pezizomycetes; Pezizales; Pyronemataceae
Exons: 2
Coding region: 338-2575 (745 amino acids)
Biological process (GO): DNA-templated transcription initiation; RNA polymerase II preinitiation complex assembly
Cellular component (GO): SAGA complex; SLIK (SAGA-like) complex; transcription factor TFIID complex
Molecular function (GO): TBP-class protein binding; DNA binding; protein heterodimerization activity
Source: RefSeq, a predicted model, not a curated record
ACUACAUACUACUACUACAACAACAACAACAACAACGUCGAGCUGAGCAACCUCUGUCCACCACGUCCGGAGACAUCCAAAAUUGCCGCUUUCCGACUGAAUUCCCCACUCACUCUUCUCGCGCUCGUAUAAUAACACUCUUAUCGCACUCGACUCAUACCGCGAACCCACCCUCCUCUCAACUUCCCGUCGCAGCGCACACACCGGAAACCUACGCGAGUGACUCAACGCGGCGCCUCUCUCGGAAGAAGGCGGGGAAAGCGAACCCAUUUUAUCGUAUAAAGCUUUGCACGCACGCAUCGUAGAGCAGCAGCAGCAGUCGGCCGAUCACAUUUUGAUGUCGACCAACGGCAACAAGCGGAAACCCACAGACCAAAAUCCCGAAAGCUCACCGGCGCCCAAGCACCUCAAGAUCGACGAGACGACGAUGGCGUCCGUCCCGCCCACGCGCCGGCCGCUCGUGCAGCAGGAGAUCACCGACACCAUCAUGGCGUUCCCCGGAUGGCCCGCCGAAACUAAGCGCAAAUAUCUCGGCGGAAUCGAGAGUUUACGGCAGAUCGUCGAGAAUAAGGGGAUCAGCUCGCCGGAAGGACAGGUCGCUCAGGCGAAGAUCGAUAAGAUAUUGACUCACCUACGCGGACAGGUCGCGCAGCGACAGCAGCAGCAGCAGCUUCAAAUGCAGCAGGCGGCGGCCGCGGCGGCCGCGGCUGCGACGAUGGGUGGUGGUGGUGGUGGUGGCGUCGUUCCCUCGGGUGCUGUCGCGGGUGUCCCUGGUGUCGGUGCUGCUGUACCCACCCCAGCCGCUCCAACUGGCUCGGCGAACAACAUAAUGGCACCUACGGCGGCGUCGCGAUGGAUCCCUCCAGCGGGGCUGACCCCACAGGCGGCCGAACAGUGGAAGGCCGACAUCGGUACCAAGCUCACCGGACUCGGACAUAAGCUAGCUGCUGCCAAAGCGCAGGUUCAAGAGCAACUUGCAGCGCUGGAGAGGGGAGGACACACGGCAGAGGCUGAGGCAGAAAUCCGCAAGAAGCUGCAAGAGGCCCAGGCGAACUUUGCGCAAUGCAAGGAGAUACUUGGAAACUUUUACCAUUCCCAGAAGCAGAUGCAAGCGCAGAAACAGCAGCAGCAACUGCAACAGGGUCAGCAGCCACAGCAGCCACAGCUCCCGGGUGGAGCACCAAUCCAUCCCGGCGGUGGCCCGCAGCAGCAGCAGCAGCAGCAACAGAUGCAAACGCAACAGCCUCGACCCAUGCAGCCGCAGCAGACCCAUCACCCCCAACAGCCCGGCAUGGCGCCUGCUGGUGUCGUUCACCAACAGCAACCACAACCGCAAAACAUGCAAGCACGUCCACCACAGCAGCCACCACAAGGCACGCCGAUGCAACAGCAGCCGCUACCUCCCGCUCCUCCACAGAUGCAGCAGCCUCAACAGCCCCAACAGCAACCACAGCAAAUGACUCAGCAGCAACAGCCGCAGGGCACUCCUGUCCAGAGGGUUUCCACGCCGGUCGACCAGACGCAUGUAGGGUCCCCUGCAAAUGUCAACAGUCACGUGACAUCGAUGAAUCAGGCAAGGCAGCAAGCCGCGAUUCAACACCAAGCUGCAAUGUCACCAAACCAGUCAAACAUGCAGCUACAGAAUCCCCAGCAACAGCAACAGGCCCAGAACCCGCAGCAGCAAGUUCCCAGGGUACCUCAGAACAUGAUUCAACAACAGGCUCAGCAGCAGCAGCAGCAAGCCCAGGCCCAAGUGAUGGGACGAUCUCCUGCCCCGACGAAUGCUGGAACACCCAUGGCGGCGGGUCCAAACUCGCCCGCGCCGAGACCUGGUUCUGCGCAAUCGCAGCAGACCGCUAGACCGCAAACCGCAACUGGUGCGCCGGCACAGGGCCAAGCCCCACAGCUCCCACAGCAACCGGGACAGCAACCCCAUCCACAGCAACAGCAGCAACCCCAUCCACAGCAACAGCAACAGCAGCAACAACAACGUCUCAUCCCUCCUAACCAGAUGCCCCCAACUCCUCAAGCUGCUGCCCAGCGUGAAAACGCUCAACCCCAGCGCAUGCCGAUCCCCCAGAAUCUCGCGAUUCCUCAGCCGGUUCCGGUGUCGAUCCCCGCGGGCCGGCCGUCCCUUACCGGUGGUGCCAACACCCCGGCCAACUCGGUCCUCGGCACCCCAGCCAUCAUCAAGCAGCCCGCAUUCGAAUUCGAUGAAGGUGGUAUGGGUCUGUUGAGCAAGCGCAAGCUCGAGGAACUCGUCAAGCAGAUCGACCCGGAGGAGAAACUCGACCCCGAUGUUGAAGAGUCGAUCCUGGAGCUCGUUGACGAGUUUAUCGAUACGAUCUCCACGACCGCCUGCAAGCUGGCUAAGCUCCGUGGCUCGGACACGCUCGACAUCAAGGACAUCCAGAUCAUUCUGGAACGCAACUGGAACAUCAGGAUCCCCGGAUACUCGGCCGACGAGAUCCGCACGGUCCGCAAGUUCAACCCUGCGCCGGGAUAUCACCACAAGAUGGGUGCGUUGGUUGCUCAGAAGCAGCUGGCCCAGACCGCCGGUAAGAAUGGAGAGUAGACUUGAGCGAAUUAGCUCUUCUUCCCUUUGCCUCUACGUCUUGAUGUGCUUGCUUUCUUGUUAGUAGGGGGAGGAUGGUUAUGUUUCUGCUGCUCAAUACUAGGGUCUCUGUUUUUUUUCUUCCCGUUGGUUUGCUCUGCCUUUUAAGUGACUACUCAUGAGAUAAUACUGCUGGUGUGGUGCGCUGUAAUUGCUUUUGUUCUUGUUUUCGGGCUUGUUUUCACGUUCAAAAUGACUGCGUGUGCUGAACUUGAGGGGAUGGACGGACGGAUGCACCUCUUUACGUGUGGUAUAUACUGGUACUCACUGUGGGGGAGGGAGUUGGCGGAUGGCGCGCUGGAUCUCGGAGGGUGCUAUAUAGUGUAUCUACAUGAUGGAUUGGCAUUGGCGCU